AUGGUUAGCAUGAAAACUCUGAGCACAUUUGUGCUCCCAGGACUCGCAAGUCACCUCUCUAUGGUGGCAGCGGCCGGACAAACAUGCGAGAACGGAAUACGCCCAUACUCAGCAUGGUUGGCCGACAGUAUCAUCGCUCGCAAAGAUGCGCUGUUGAACGUUGGCACUGAAAAUGAUGUCUCACUCUCCUUGAAGCUUGGACUGUUCCAACUUAGCGUUAUCCAUCUAAAGGAGUACUAUGAUGCUGCAUCAUGUGCGAAAGAGGACUGGGAUGCAUAUCUGAAAGAGGCUACCGAUAGUAUCCUUCCCACAGUCUUAGACGUGGAUGGCGAUAUCGAGGCUCCCAUGGACGUAUUUGCCACGGCUAACGGGCUGUACUACCAAUAUGAGAAGUCCGGCCACGAGAGUUACAAGCAGGGCCUCGAUGCUCUGAGGAAGGCAUACGACGGCAGGAAACGUAACUCGGAGGGCGGCUUUUGGUACUAUAACGCCCGGCCGAACCUCAGCUACUUGGAUGAGACCUACCCCUUGGGCGCCUUCACUACCGUAUACAAGAAUCGCUUCGAGCCCACCAACGGCACCCUGGCCGAGAACCUCAGCAAAGACCUUAAUCAAUUCAAGGACCAUUGUCACCACGAUACUGGCUUGAUGGCGCACGGCUACGACGCCUCGAAGUCAGCACCAUGGGCCAACAAGACUACUGGUGCAAGCCCGUACGUCUGGGAUCGCGCCCUCGGUUGGUACCACAUGGGUCUUGUGGAGCUUCUCCACAACGCAGACCAAUUUCCUGGCCUUUUCAACCAGACGCAACGAGACGACGCCUACAAGAAGUACUACAAUCUUGCCAACACGAUCAUCAACGAUGUAGACGAGACCACGGGGUGUUGGUGGCAGGUGAUGGAGCAUGGAGGGGAGCAAGGCAAUUAUAUUGAGACGAGUGGAUCGGCUAUGUUCACAUACUCAAUUCUCAAGGGUGUGCGGCUGGGCUAUCUGACGGGUGUUCACCCCGAGAGUGGCAAGGAUUACAAACAGACGGCGGAGAAGUGCUAUAGUUGGCUGCUUGAGAAUCGAGUGGUCCGGGAUGACAGCGGCACAUUGAGUGUGAAUGGCACAGUUGGGGUCUGCACUUUAGAAGACCCGACAUAUGAGUACUACACUACCCAGCCGUUGUCAUAUAACAGUGUGUUCGGGGCGGCCCCGUUGGUGAUGGCGAGCUUGGAGCAUGAAAUGGCUGCCAAUGCGGUGAGCUCCUGAGCGAUACGUAGCAUGACCGAAAAUAUCUCAGAAUAUUGAGGGGAAACUGUCGGAGAGUUUAUUUAAUGGACAAUGGUAGAUGUUUUUGCUCACAAAGCAGUAGGAUCAAGAGGAAAG
Messenger RNA from Aspergillus uvarum CBS 121591, 1371 nucleotides. RefSeq names its product cell wall glycosyl hydrolase YteR. The transcript has 4 exons. The record is from RefSeq and is a predicted model, not a curated record. Gene Ontology annotation, biological process: carbohydrate metabolic process. NCBI's taxonomy places the organism in Eukaryota, Fungi, Ascomycota, Eurotiomycetes, Eurotiales, Aspergillaceae. The coding region runs from base 1 to 1254 and encodes 417 amino acids.